GAUCAGAUCCUCAUCAGAAACAAACACCUGAUGGUUCAUUAACGUCAUCUGACCCAGCUGACAUGGAUGCGGACUUAAGUCGAGCCGGACCGGUUAACGGACCUGUCUGUCGGUGUCACGGUUUGAAGCAUUCUGGCCUGGGAAGCUUUGGAUCCGCCGCCUUAGCAGCUCUGCAAGCCUCCACCCGCCUCCACCAUGAUGCAGAUCAACGGGGACUCCUCCACCAACAAGCACUCGCUCAUCAACGUCAUGCACCGCUUCAUGGCGGCCGCCAACAACAUGGACGAGACCAUCAUGGUGCCCAGCCUGCUGCGGGACCUGCCGCUGGACGAGCAGGCCUGCAGCCAGGGGGAGGCCAACAACAACGAGCCGCCGUGCUCCAACAAGCAGAGGGACAUGUACGAGCACUACCUGCUGCUCAAGUCCAUCAAGAACGACAUGGAGUGGGGUCUCCUCCGGAGGGAGAUGAGCAGCGGCGCCAGCUUCCUGGAGAUGGCCGUGAAGCAGGAGGAGCAGCAGCCGGUGACCGGGGCCCUGCCCCUGGACGACAACGCGGACCUGGAGCGGCAGUUUCACUAUCACCUCAGGGGACUGUUCGGAGUUCUGUCCAAGCUGACGCUGCAGGCGGACAACCUCACCAGCAGAUACAAGCGGGAGAUCGGAGGAGGGAACUUCAUGCGAUAAGCCGGCGCGACCCCCUCCUCCCUCCCUUCCCUCCAACUCCCACCGGACUCGAACGUUAACGGGAUAUCUUGUGCAAUCUCAGACGUGAACUAACGGGGCCACCAGUCUUCUCACUCCUGAGUAAAGCCAUUUUAACCGCCCCACCAGGAACCUAUGAAGCCUGACCCAUGGCGGAGGUUCAGUUGUUCUCCAGAUGAUGCUCUGCAUCCAGAACCCUCAUCCGUGUCUGGACCGAGAGGUUCUGCUUGUAGGAGAUGCUGGUUCUUCUGCCCCGCUCUCUCAAACUGUAAAUACCUGUAACACUGAGCUGAAGGGCCCUCACCUGUGUAGCUCAGACCUUCCCACCUGGUUCUGUGCCUUGACUCUGUCUUCACUUGUUCAGUUCACUGUGACUAAUGGCUAAUUUGUCUGUAAUUAAACAUUCUAGAAAUGGGUUUUUAUAUUGAUGCAGUUCAACAAAAAUAAAAAAAAACUUGGAAUUUGAA
Messenger RNA from Oryzias latipes (Japanese medaka), 1169 nucleotides. RefSeq names its product MID1 interacting protein 1, like (gene mid1ip1l). Gene Ontology annotation, cellular component: cytosol. NCBI's taxonomy places the organism in Eukaryota, Metazoa, Chordata, Actinopteri, Beloniformes, Adrianichthyidae. Gene Ontology annotation, biological process: regulation of lipid biosynthetic process. The record is from RefSeq and is a predicted model, not a curated record.